AUGGGUCGUCGUGCAGCUCAAGAGGCGUACCCUGAUGACGGGCACAUCUUUGUGUGUGUGCGCAUCCGCAACGUGCCACAGAAUGCGGCUUGCUUAACCAAUAACGGCGCUGCCGCGACGAACACCCGCGCCUCCACGGUCGUGCGCAAGUCGGUGCUGCGCGAGGCGCAGCGGAUUUGCGUGUCUGUGGUGGAGAAUGUGGUGGUGAUGCAUGACCCCUCGUCGAUCGAUGACGCCGCCACCGUCGCGAAGGACGGCAACAGCGUGGUGCAGAUGCUGACCGACCGCGCGAACCAUGCUGGCGCUGCUCGACACUCUCGCAAAACCGCUGGUGGUGGCAGCGCUUCUGCCGGCCCGUCAGGCACUAGCUCACGCCGGACCGUAGGUGGCGCUCGAGCUAUCACUGCCGGCGCCGCCCGCCUCGUGCCCACCAGCACCGCCAACUACUACGAGUGCGACCACUGCAUCGCAUCGAUGGAGGAGUCGCAGCUGCUGCAGAUGCCGUUGAUUCGCACAAGUGACUUCCUUCAGCCGCCGCCGUACGGGACGCAGGAGGAGGUGUACCAGCGCACCGCGAUGCACGCCGUCAAGGCCGCUAUAGACGGCAUCAAUUCGUGCGUCUUCGCCUACGGUCAGACGGGCAGUGGCAAGACCUACACACUCUUCGGCGACACGACGAACAUUCGCCGUGACCCCGGCGUUGUCCCGCGCACUCUGGACGACUUGUUUGGCCGCCUGGAGGCGGUGAAGCAGUCGUACCGGAGCGACAGUGUGACAGACUACUCGUACCUUGUGCACCUGUCCUUCUACGAGAUCUACCAGAACGAGGUUUAUUGUCUCUUCUCUCGCCAGGGCCCACUGCGUGUGCAGUUUCUCCGAGAUCUGACGGGGAAGAGGGAGACGAUGAUCAUCCACGACCUGCAGCAACAGACCGUGACCUCGGCCGAGAAGGCGUACCCGCUGAUCGAGAUGGGUCUGCGCCGGCGGCAGACCGCCGAGACGGGCAUGAAUGCACACAGCAGUCGCAGUCACGCCAUUCUGCAGAUCCGCGUCGCCCAGUACCGCACCAACCGCGACGCGCGAGAGACGGUGGAGCACCAGGCCACGAUCAACCUGGUGGACCUCGCUGGCAGCGAGCGGCAAAAGACGGCGAACACAAGCGGGACGAACCGUGCGGAGGGCAUUCAGAUUAACCAGUCACUCGCCACACUGGCGCGCGUCAUCAACGACAUCGCGAGCGGGGCGAGGUUUGUGAACUACCGCGACUCGUUGCUGACGAUGGUGCUCAAGGACAACCUCGGUGGCAACAGCAAGACGUUCAUGAUCGCCAACAUCUCGCCCAUCACCUUCAGCUACCAGGAAUCUUGCGCGACCCUCACAUACGCGAAGGACGUGCGCAAGGUCCGCAACCGGCCGAUGGUAAACAAAACCUUCCAAACACGCGCGAACCUGCUGGAGCAGAAUAUGAUGCUGAAGCAGGAGAACGAGAAGCUGAAGGUGCAGAUGGAGAUGUGGGUCAGGAGCCUGCAGAGCGGCAACCCGCACGCCUCCGUGACGGACAUGAACGGCUCGUUGCCUGUCCGGGGCGGCGGCGUGGCAGAGGCUGGCGACCAUCUGCUGCUGUCACCGCCGCUGUCGAUGGCGCAGGCUGUCGAAGCCGAGCAGCGUCGUGCCGCCGACGUACCGCUGGCCGCGACCGGGUGCAACGAGGCCUUCCUGACUGCCAUCAGCAGCGGCCUGACAGCGCCGCUGCUAAUAUCGUCCCACCGCAAGUACACGAGCGUGGCGGGGAUCGGGGGCUCUUGCAUCGAGGGCGGCGCCGUGCGUGUCUCGGCACUGGUGAAGGAGACGAUGGAGUUCCCGCUGAGUCAUGUGCUGCAUCCGCUGCCGCCGAUGACGGCCAGUGACACCUCGUACACCACCGACGAGGACGGCCAUGGUGCCCAGAAGCGGCACACCACCAUCCUCACGGAUGCAGAUGUGAGCUCGCCGGAGUGCGCGAGUGGUGAGGCCACGCAACGACCGGGCCCCGCAGGGGAGGCUGCAGCGACGGCGGGGGACGUGAUGGACCUGGGGUCGCUGGUGCUGGAGCGCGUGGCUCAGCGCUCGUGCGAGCAGCGGUACUAUGUCCACUUCAGGCCACCCACCAUUGCUGAUGGCCUCUCGCGCCUCAUCGACGUCCAGGUCAAUGGCAAGAGCAUCGGGGCAAAGGGUCGGCGUGAGCUGCACCACGGCGACGUAGUCUGCGCCUACCUCGAGGACGCGGCGAAGAUGGAGGCGGCGGCGACGGCGGAGACGGCGGCCAACGCCUGUGUGCACACCCAGAGUCUCAUCUCCUUCCACUACGUCGACCUCAACGCGCUCUCGCGUGGCGCGAACGCGUCCAUGACCGGCAUGAGGAGUGCCACGCUUGGCCAAAUCGCGGUCUCCAUCGACCUUCCGGCGGACAUGGAGAACCUCACGUUGGAGGGCAUCAAGCAGCUGCAACGCGACAACGCAAAACUGCUGGACAUGGUACGCCGGCAGGCAGAGACGAUCGACUACCAGCGCGCCCACGUCAGCACGUCGACGAUGCAGGCGGAUGACCUCCUGGGGGGCAUCUCGCCGGUCGGCAGCCCUGGCUCCGGCUCUCCGAACCCGCGCUCGCUGGAGCCGAGCAUCUCAGCAUCGCCGCCGCCGGAGACACACAAGGUGGCCGUUGCCCUCGAAGCCUUCCGCCGCGUGUCCGUCUCCCCGUCCAUCCGGGGUGGCUCCGUCAUGCCAGCUGACCUGGAGGCAGACGAGCUGCUGCGUCGCGCGGCAACGCAGAGCGAGUCGAAGCAGCGCCUCGACAACGCCGUCCGCGAGAACCAGAAGCUGCAUCGCACCGCCGUGUCGCGCAACGCCACUCUGGACGCGCUGGCGCGACGCCUUGCCGAGCUGGAGGCUGGCGGGCCGCUCAACUCGCUGACCAGCCCAUCGCCGUCCUCCUCCUUGGCGUCUUCGUCGUCGAACACCAGCCUUUCGACUGAGAGGGGCGACAAUGGCGAGACGCUGGCCGGCAGGCGUGCUGACAGCGACGAGGAGAACACGGAUGUGUCGAGGCGCACAGGGGGCGACCGUGGCAGUCUCACAUGCUUGUCCUCGCCUUCGCAGAUGCGCGCCGUCUCUGCGCAGCGUCGGGGCGAGGAAAUCGUCGAGGCCGACGCAGAUGACGAGCCCCAGCCGGAGCCCAUCGGAGACGGCCAGAGGCGCAUCGUGUACGAGAACGCGGAGGGCGCACGUGAGCGCUACCAGGCGGUGGUGCGGGAGCGAGAGCAGUUUGAUCGGAUCCUCGAGCUGGAGGCUCUCAUCGGUGAGCUGCGCGAGCAAAUCGGCGAACUAGAGAGCCGCUUGCGCUUCUCCAAGGACGAGGUGCUGGAGCAGCAGAUGUUCCGCGAGCAGGCCGAGGCGGAACGUGACGCACUGCUCGAGGAGCUGGCGAACGCGCGUUGUGAGAACUCGGCGCUGCGCCGCGAAAACGCCAGCCUCGAAGGCUUCCUUGCCAGGGAUGAGCAGGCGCUCGCGGACGCCGCGCGCCUCGCAGACGAAGAGCUGGAGCGACGGACCGCCGUGCUGGCCGACCGUAUCACAGCGCUCAAGGCGCUCUCCCGUAUGUGGAAGCAGCGCACCAUGAAGUACAUUGCGAUGGGCUAUGGUGCCGGCAGCGACGACAAGCACGCCAGUAGCGCUGGUGGCGCGCACCUUGAAGCCAUUCCAUGGGACGACCUGCGCGCCGCAGAGACGGCUGCCAUAGCGAAGCGGCGCCUUGGUGGAGGUGACACGGACGCCUGUCCGGCUGAUGUGGCGCAGGCCAUCGACGACUUUGAGAAGUCCACGACUGAGGACAACGUGCGCGCGCUUGAGUACGCGUUGCUCGACUUUGAGCAGGAAAACCAGCGGCUGCUGGACGAGAUCCGGCGCAUCCAGGCGGAGCUGGAUGGGUACAAAGGCCUCAUUGGGCGCCUCCGGGCGGAGAAGGCGGAGACGGAGAAGACCCUGGCGGACGCGACGGACUCCACCGAGGAAGAACGCCGCUGCAUGCAGCAGCUUCUGCGCAACACCAACGCGCAGCUGGAGGAGGCGGAGGAAAAUCUGAAGCGGACGCAGGUUCGCCUGGAUGACGCGAUGCAGAUGUGCGAGAGCAAUAAGCGCAAGGUUGUGAGGAACAAUGAACUGCUGCUGUCGCAGCAGAAGCGUACUAUCGCGGAGCUGGAGGCGGAGCUGUGUCGCCUGCGUCGUGACCAUGCGGCGAAGGAGGAGGAGCUCACGAACCUGACGCGGUAUAUGCAGGACCGUGAUGCGCUCGGCGGCGGCGGGGUGGCGAAGAGCUGCGAGCUGCGCUCUCGCAUCGAGGAGCUGGUCAGCGACUCGAUGGAGGAGUACGAGGCGCCGAACGGGUAUUCGGUGUUCCCUGCGGGGUUUGAGUUUUCGGACGAGAUGACGUCACUCAUUCGAAUUUGCCUCCGCAUCUUGCUCGACCGGCUCAAGAUGGAGCUGUACGUGCUCAAUGCGCAGAGCGUGCACAAAUUCCAGCUUCUGAUCCACGCCGUGAAAGCGCGCACGGAGGCGCACUUUCACACGUUCAUGCACCAGCUUCGCGACGCCGUCUCGCAGAUGUCAGGGCGCACGUUGCGGCCUGGCAGCAAGUGGGGCCUGUCCGAGUCGGACGUCCUCUCAACCCUCGUGGAUCACCGCCGCCGCCAGGUUGGCGACGCGCUGAGCGGUUUGCUGAUCUGGUAUGACCACUGGGACAACGCCCCAAAGACGGAGCAUGUCGCCUACAUGGAGCUGAUCCGCAACGCCGACCGCAUCAUGCAGAUGGCCCGCAUUGUGCGCCGUGAGAGCCUCCUGAACACGAACGCGACGUCCACCUCGCUCAUGCCGAUCCCCGGCAAGAGCGGCACAAGUGACACCUCGCUCCUCCCGGAGUCGUCGCGCCGCAAUGAUAAGACUGUAAAGGGGAGCUGCAAGAUUCUCUCUCGCCUUGCGUCGUCGACCCGGCAGAGCAACCUGGCGCGCGCCGUGAAUCAGUUCUCCGCGACGCCUUCGCGAGCCACGAUCGCCGGCCGCGAGGACGUCGUUGGUGCCACGCCGUGGCCGGUGGAGCAGGGCGCCACCCCGUUCAGCCGCAGCGCAACUGUAGCGGCGCUGGCCCUCUCGCAAACCAUGAUCCCCUUUAGCAGAACAGCCACUGGCACGCACGCCAGCGGGCACCAGCCGCCAUCAGCUGCGAACCUGGAAAGCUGCUCGCUCUUCAGCUGUUGUCCCUCUGGGCCUCCGCGGGCGUCCGCCAUGACGGUGCCGGCUACCGGCCUCUCGCCUCGGCCGCACCCGUCAACGGCCACACCUAUGCGACCCAUAAAGCAGGCCACGAGCGGCGGCGCCGCGACGCCUGCGGCUGUGUUGGCAACCGGUGCGUCACCCGCCGCUCUGACAGCAGCCGCGCGCGCCAAUUACUCGCGCAUGACCUCCGCGGGCGUGCUGCCAGUGCUGGAGGCGGAUGUGGCUUACGUGGCGACCACCGACGUGGCCGAGGCUAUCUCCAUCAGCACCUAUAACUUUUCUCGUCGCAUGAGUUCGGCGGCGGGGGCCGGUGAAGGCGCCACUGCCGACAAGGGCGAGCCAGUGCGCCGGCCGAGCCGCCUCUUCUCGCGAUGCCAGACGGCGAUUCCCCACACGCGGGACCCCAUGCAGCAGCAGGGCGCACUGCGCCGCCAGAACUCUGCCACGCCGGCUUCGUCCAAGACCCACGUCAGCGCUGGUGCGACUGGAGCUCGCAGGCAGGUGAGCCGUGCGAAGGCAACGGAGGCGUUUGCGAGGUCGAAGACGCAGUACACCGUGCCGAAGUCGACCGCAACGCUGAGUCGACCAAGCCGCCGCAGAUCCGGCGUUCGGGUCAGCACCAACAGUAGCACUCGUAGCGCCGGCAGCCUAGGCGGGGGUUCGCCGCAUGCGCGACCAUCCUCGUCGCAGCACAAUGCAACGCGGCUCUCUGCCUUCUACGGCAUUCCCACAGCGGAGCAGGCGCGCGGAUCCGGCAAGGGUCGUGCGAGCAUGCUGAGCAGCAACGCCACCACAAAGCCGUCUGCGGCGGACACCUCGUUCUACAAGCUGGACGUCAUGAAGUCGCUGAGGGAGCGAAGCACAAGCGACGUGAACCGCCAAGCGCCGACGGGCAGCAAGCCCAGCUCGGUUUCGAAUAGGGGAGAUCUCACGAAUAUCAGUAGCGUGCACCCGAGGAAGGGCAUGGCGCAGCCAGCGUCAUCGUCGACCGGUGCACGUGUGAGCGCUGGCCACGACAACCCUUCGGUGAGCACCACUCCGGUGGUGCCGAGGCUCGAUUUUGGGGCCUUGGAAGGAAAGCGCUGA
This is a messenger RNA of Leishmania mexicana MHOM/GT/2001/U1103, 6390 nucleotides long. Its product is annotated as putative kinesin. Gene Ontology annotation, molecular function: microtubule binding; plus-end-directed microtubule motor activity; ATP binding. Lineage: Eukaryota; Euglenozoa; Kinetoplastea; Trypanosomatida; Trypanosomatidae. The record is from RefSeq and is a predicted model, not a curated record. The transcript has a single exon. The coding region runs from base 1 to 6390 and encodes 2129 amino acids. Gene Ontology annotation, biological process: microtubule-based movement.